CCAAAGUCCAAACCUUUCCCGCUCGGCCAUUGACACAAACAAUACAUCUUCAGUUACAAACUCGCACAGCCGGAGAAAGAGAGAGAAUGAAGUACGUAUUGGUAACGGGAGGAGUGGUGAGUGGGCUGGGCAAAGGCGUCACUGCCAGCAGCAUAGGCGUCGUCCUCAAAGCCUGCGGACUUCGCGUUACCUCUAUCAAAAUUGAUCCUUACUUGAACACUGAUGCUGGUACCAUGUCUCCCUUUGAACAUGGGGAGGUUUUUGUUCUUGACGAUGGUGGAGAGGUUGAUUUGGACCUGGGAAAUUAUGAGCGAUUCCUAGAUGUAACGCUUACAAGAGAUAACAACAUUACUACAGGAAAGAUAUAUCAGUCUGUCCUUGAGAAGGAACGGCGAGGUGAUUACCUUGGGAAGACUGUUCAGGUGGUACCACACAUCACAGAUGCCAUUAAGAAUUGGAUUGAAGCGGUUGCUGUCAUUCCUGUCGAUGGACAAGAAGGUCCAGCAGAUGUUUGUGUGAUAGAGUUGGGAGGGACUGUAGGUGACAUCGAAUCAAUGCCAUUCAUUGAGGCUCUGCGACAAUUGUCCUUUUCAGUUGGUCACGAUAACUUCUGUCUUGUUCAUGUGAGCUUGAUACCAGUACUGGGCGUUGUUGGAGAACAAAAAACGAAACCGACGCAACAUAGUGUCCGGGAACUUAGAGCACUAGGUUUGACUCCUCACCUUUUAGCAUGUCGCUCUGCUCAGCCUUUGUUGGAGAGUACAAAGGAGAAACUUUCACAGUUUUGCCAUGUUCCUGCUGGUAAUAUUCUCAAUAUCCAUGAUAUUCCAAACAUUUGGCACGUCCCUCUCUUACUUAAGAACCAAAAUGCUCAUCACUCAAUUCUAAAGCAGCUAAACUUACUCGACCUGGCUGCACCUCCUGCUUUACAAGACUGGACCAGGAUGGCUGAGACAUUUGACAAUCUCACUGAAUCUGUGAGGAUUGCAUUGGUUGGGAAAUAUGUCAACCUAGCAGAUUCAUAUCUUUCUGUUGUGAAGGCCCUUUUGCAUGCCUGCAUCGCGUGUUCUUUGAAGCCAUCAAUUGAUUGGAUUGCAGCUUCUGACCUUGAAGAGGAUAGUGCUAAAUUGACACCAGGAGCACAUGCUACUGCAUGGGAGACUUUGAGGAAUGCUGCAUGUGUCUUGGUUCCCGGUGGAUUCGGAGAUCGUGGUGUUAGAGGUAUGAUAUUGGCUGCAAAGUAUGCUAGAGAGAAUAGUGUUCCCUUUCUUGGGAUUUGCUUGGGCAUGCAGAUUUCUGUCAUUGAGUUUGCUAGAUCUGUUUUGGGUUUGGAAAGCGCAAACAGCACAGAGUUCGAUGAUCAGACACCAAAUCCAGUUGUAAUUUUCAUGCCUGAGGGUUCAAGAACUCAUAUGGGAAACACAAUGAGACUUGGAUCUCGAAGAACACUAUUCCAGACCCCUGAUUGUAUUACUUCAAAACUGUACCACAAUUCAGAGUAUGUGGAGGAACGGCAUCGGCACAGAUAUGAGGUGAACCCUGAAGUUAUUGGAACUCUAGAAGAAGCUGGCCUCAAAUUUGUUGGGAAAGAUGAUAGUGGAAGGCGGAUGGAGAUUUUAGAGCUUCCACAUCAUCCCUUCUAUGUAGGAGUACAAUUUCAUCCAGAAUUCAAAUCACGGCCUGCGAGGCCGUCAGCUCUAUUUUUAGGUCUUAUAUUGGCCGCAAGGGGACAGUUAGAAGCUUAUCUGGACAGGCAUCAAAAUGGAACUUGAUUUGCAGCUUGUCCCACUCUUCUUAUCUUCCAGAUCAUUCUUUCAAGGUGGUCUAGUUUUCAAGAUGCAGAAAUUUUAGGAAAUACUUGAGUUUGCAACUUGCCCUGUUUUUUCGCUGCAUUGUAUCCUCUGCUUCUUUUGGGAUGGGUAAUAAAUUUAUUGCUAGUGUUGGGCCCAAGCCCAUGUUGCAGAAGUAGCACGUUGGGUUAGGACAUUUUUCUCUGGUUUUUUUGGCACUUUAUGCUCAUGCUUUUAUGCCUGUGAACUUGUGAGAUUGUGCAGGAUAUACACAUGUACUAGAAGAUGGCGUCGGUCAUAUUAUCAUCUGACUGGUCUAUAUAUUGGAAUCUGGUUGGAGAUGGAUUUCACAUACAUUUUCAUAUAAACAUGCCUGGCCAUCUUGAGCUCAGGUUGGGACCGAGCCGUCCUAAACUGUGCUCAAUUGCGUUUUAGAUUUUUAGGUAUGCCAUGUUAUGGGACAAAUUCUUGGUAUGGUUCCACAAGGCACAUUCAACAGCUAUGAUUUGUGGGUGUGCGAGUUUGCCUCUGGGUCUAACUAGUGUGUAAUGCCACCUGAUUAAUAUAUUUGGCUUUUACACGCCAUUUGAUUUCUGAA
Molecule: messenger RNA, 2388 nt
Organism: Juglans microcarpa x Juglans regia
Lineage: Eukaryota; Viridiplantae; Streptophyta; Magnoliopsida; Fagales; Juglandaceae
Product: CTP synthase-like
Exons: 22
Coding region: 87-1772 (561 amino acids)
Biological process (GO): pyrimidine nucleobase biosynthetic process; CTP biosynthetic process
Molecular function (GO): CTP synthase activity; identical protein binding
Source: RefSeq, a predicted model, not a curated record